UAAGUGCUUGGCUAUCGUCCGAUCAAUCGACAUGGAAAGUUUGUUCCGUCGUCGUUUCAGGCAAAGCCCGGGUAACAACCAUCUCCCGGUCCUCCGCCGGAGGCGAUUGGUGGGUCACCAAUUUAUUGAACCUCGCCACUUUCUCUUAUCUACCGUAGCAUUCCCAGGAUCUACUGUACAUUCUACCACAUGAGGUGCCGAUCUAUAGCUGCUAUAUGGUGCGGUUCUUUUCUACCGCACAAAGUAACUGCUGUCGCCACUCUUAGUCGACCGCCGACUCUCUACACCGGAGGACCCGAUGGCUCCAUCAUCUGGUGGACCGUUUCCGGCACUGAUUCCAAACAGGAGAUUAUACCGGUUGCUAUGUUGUGUGGACAUGCUGCCCCGAUCGCUGAUCUUGCAAUCUGUUUCCCUAUGAUAAAUUCCGGAGCUGGAAAUGUAGAGAGUACAAGUAAUGACCCAAUGAAUUCUAACUCAACUGAUUACGGUGCACUUAUAAGUGCGUGCAUUGACGGCGUAUUAUGUGUUUGGAGCAGAAGCAGUGGACUUUGUAGGCGCAGAAGGAAAAUGCCACCGUGGGUUGGAAAGCCCUCAAUGAUACGAGUAUUACCAGAAAGUUCGAGAUACAUUUGCAUUGCUUGUUGUUUUGUUGACACCUUUAGUUCGUUUGACAACCAGUUACAUGAUAAUUCUUCUCGGGCAGAUGUUUGUAUGGAUAAAGAUUCACAAUGUGGAAAAUCUGGGAAAUGUGCUGUUAUUAUAGUUGAUUCAUAUACUCUUACCAUUGUUCAAACUGUAUUUCAUGGGAAUUUAUCAAUUGGGUCAUUAAGAUUCAUGGAUGUUAUUCCUCCUUUAGAGGAUACUGACAGUCAAUUGGUGGUCAUGGUUGAUUUACUAGGGAAAUUACAAUGUUUCACAGUGGAAAAGGAUUCCAGAGAGGGGGAGAAUGAGACCAGCAUGCAAAAGGGUUCUACCUUAGAACUCACCCAUUCUGUUGAGAGUUUGAGUGAAAGAGUGCAGGUUCUAGCAUUUGCUGCCCAGGGUCAAAUUAUUGCUCUUGUCUAUAGGGCUCACUGCACAUUUAAGUUGUUGACCGGUGAGAUUACAAUAGGAGAAAUUUCUUUCGCUGACAAUCAACUUUGUCUUGAAGAUGGUCCCACUCAGGUUCAUAUUGCGGGUUGCAUGUUUCUUGAGCAAAAUCAAAUGAAGGAGAGUCUGAAUUCUAUUGAUUCACAGAACGCAUCCACACAUGAAUUUGUUGUUUGGAAUGACAGAGGCUUUGCAAAUGUCUAUCGUAUAACAUAUUCAGAUAGUGUGUUCAAGUUUAAACUUAUAUCACUUAUUCCUGCCACUUCUUACCCACGUGAUGCAAGAGUAUCUAUUUGUUUUUCUCAAUUGAAUCAGUUUCUUCUUCGCAUUGAAUCAAUUUCUUAUGCUGAAUGUUCCUCAGUUUCCAAACCUCACAUCACAGCCUGGUUGGUGCCUCGAAGAUACGAUCAUAGUGAACAUUUGUUUGUAGAGAGUAUACUGAUUGGGCAGUCGAGAUCAUUUGUUGAAUGUAUUCCAAAUUUGAACCCUGGAAAAGUUGAGUGUCAUGAUUCUGGAUCCGAAGUUAGAGUUGGGAAGACUCUGUUAUCUACCCAGCAAGAUCUAAUACUCAACGACGCAGAUGAUAACAUCAAAGGCAACAGAGAUAUUUUGUUUUCACGCAAAAGAUAUCAUGUGUCUUCUUCUAUGGUCAUUUCUGAGGGUUAUAUUCCAUCUGCUAUUUUAUAUGGACUUAGCAAUGGAGAUAUUGAAUUGGUUCACUUAGAUACCUUUAUUGGGAGCCCAGAAUACCAUUGUAAAAACAGUACAUGUGAGGAUAAGGUGGAUUCAAAUGCUUCUAAGCAAUACCUUUUGGGGCAUACUGAUGCUGUACUAUGUCUGGCUAUGCAUGUUAUGUUUGGUACUGCCAGGGGAUGGAGUUUUUCCAGGGUUUUGUUGUCCGGGAGCUUGGACUGUACUGUUCGUAUAUGGGACCUUGAUUCUGGCAAUCCUAUCAUGGUUCUGCACCAUCAUGUCUCUCCGGUUCGCCAGAUAAUCCUUGCUCCAUUUCAAACUGACCAUCCAUGGAGUGAUUGUUUUCUCUCCAUUGGGGAUGAUAUGUGCAUUGCUCUUGUUUCCCUUGAGACCCUGAGGGUAGAGAGAAUGUUUCCUGGACAUCCCUACUACCCUGCAAAAAUUUUGUGGGACGGGCAACGAGGAUAUUUGGCAUGCCUUUGCCAGUACCAUUCUGGAGCAUCUGAUGCCCAUGAUGUUCUAUACAUUUGGGACAUAAAGACAGGUGCUUGUGAGCGGGUUCUUCGAGGAACAUCAUCUCAUUCAAUGUUUGAUCACUUUGGUAAGGGAAUCAAUAAUAUUUGCCUAACUGAUGGCUAUUUGAAUGGAAAUACUUCAGCUUCCUCAUUUCUUCACAUAUUUGAAGAUCCACAUUUUCCACAAUCUCAUGUUAAGGAUGUUGGUAAGGGGGCUUAUCCAUUAGGUACAUUUUCAGGCAGAGAAAGUAUCCCCAAGUCCAGUGAUAACAAAAAACAUGGUAAAGGAGACUUGUCACAGUUAAGCCCCCAAAGGAACAAGCUUCCUAUUAAGAGUUCAACCCCAUUUCCUGGAAUUGCAGCUCUGAGCUUUGACCUUGAAGCACUAAUGUCUUCUUGCAAAAGAGAUGGUAUCUUUAAGGACAAAGGUCACGAGAAUGCCCAUGUUAAAGAGCAGAAAACUGGAAAACACCCAAGUAUUGAUGAUAAUAAUCGUAAUGUAGUUGGUAUGAAGGAAGAGAUUAUUGGAAUGCCAAGUACACAUGAAGCCCAUGUAGAGAGGUUCAAAGAUGAUUGUUCUGAUUCUCAUAUUCCGUCGCUUGAAUAUUUGCUUCAGUUUACUAUGUCUUUCUUGCACUUCUGGGAUGUUGAUGAGGAGCUUGAUGAGUUGCUAGUUUCUGAUAUGAAGCUUAAGAAACCAGACUUUCUUUUAGCUGCUGCCUUGCCAGGAGACAGAGGAUCUUUGACUGUGACAUUUCCCAAUUCAAAUGCUACUGUUGAGCUUUUGAGAUCGUCAUCAGAAUUUUCAGCGAUGAGGUCACUGACCAUGGUUUCCCUUGCACAACAUAUGGUUAGCUUGUCUCAUUCCUUUUCAGUUGCCAGCAGUGCUCUGGCUGCAUUUUAUACUCGGAAUCUCAUGGAGAAAUUUACGGAUAUAAAACCACCUUUACUCCAGCUGCUGGUAAGUUUUUGGCAAGACAAAAGUGAACAUACAAGAAUGGCAGCACGCACCCUGUUCCAUUGUGCAGCUUCAAAAGCGAUUCCACCUCCUCUGAGAAGUUGUAAACUUAAUGCUCAUGAACAACCUUUGAACGAUGGUGUAAUGGAACAUGAGAGUGUGGAGACAGAAGAAGCAAUAAAAAACGGAUCAUUAUUCGACAGCAUUGAGCAAAAGAAAUCUAUGACAGAGGAAUCUGAAAUAGUUACAUGGUUAGAAUCAUUUGAAGCACAAGACUGGAUAUUUUGUGUUGGAGGAACCAGUCAAGAUGCAAUGACAGCUCACAUAAUUGUUGCUGCUGCUCUUGCCAUAUGGUAUCCUAGCCUUGUCAAACCAAGUCUUGCUUCACUGGUUAUUCAUCCAUUAAUGAAGCUGGUCAUGGCCAUGAACGACAAAUAUAGCUCUGCUGCUGCAGAGUUGUUGGGAGAAGGAAUGGAGAGCACGUGGAAGGCAUGCAUUAGUUCGGAAAUACAUCGUUUGAUUGGGGAUAUAUUCUUCCAAAUAGAGUGUGUAAGUGGUGUUCCAGCCAAUGUAUCAGCACCAAAUCCAGUUGCAUCUCUUAGCAUCCGCGAGACCUUGGUUGAGUUUCUUCUACCAAGUUUAGCAUUAGCGGAUGUGCCGGGAUUUCUGAAUGUAAUUGAAAGCCAAAUUUGGUCCACUGCAUCUGAUUCCCCUGUUCACGCAAUUUCUCUCAUGACUCUCAUUAGGGUUAUACAUAAUUCUCCAAGAAGCUUAACACAAUAUCUAGACAAGGCUGUUAGUUUCAUUUUACAUACCAUGGAUCCCAGCAACUCUGUCAUGCGUCGAAUAUGCUUUCAGAGUUCAAAAGUAGCACUGAAAGAAAUAGUCAGUGCGUUUCCCAUGGUGGUUUUAAAUGAGUCGUCAACUCGACUUGCUGUUGGGGAUGCCUUUGGGGAGAUCAAUAAUGCUACUAUUCGAAUAUAUGACAUGCAAAGUGUGUCAAAAGUAAAAAUAUUGGAUGCAAGUGCUCCACCAGGAUUUCCAUCUUUGCUUGGAGGAGCUCAAGAUAUGUCUGCAGUCUCGGCAAUUUCAGCAUUAAGCUUUUCACCUGAUGGAGAGGGACUAGUUGCUUUCUCCGAGCACGGCUUAAUGAUUAGAUGGUGGUCACUAGGAUCUAUUUGGUGGGAGAAACUGAGUAGAAAUUUUGUUCCAGUUCAGUGCACCAAAAUGAUUUUCGUUCCCCCUUGGGAGGGAUUUUCUCCUAAAGCAGCAACCAGAACGAGCAUUAUGGCCAGUGUGAUGCCACGUGAUGGACAAGCUUCACCGAAGGAGAUUAAAGGGGGUUUGUGCGAUACGGAUCAGUUGAAACACUUGAUCCUCAAUCUCGACCUCUCCUACAGACUGGAAUGGGUUGGCAGUAGGAAAGUCGUGCUUAAAAUGCACGACCAAGAAUUAGGUGCCUUCCAGCUGUUGUAAAAUUAUACAUCAUCUGGACAUGUGAUACAUCAUAUGCAUACAUAUGAAUCUUCUUCAUAUGAGAAAAAAAUGGUCAGUUCUCUAUUCGAAACUCUAUAGCAGGAAGAAGUACCAUUUACUCAUCAAAAAAUGAUCUUUCAAACCUCAUAGAAACAAUACAAAUAUUUUUUUCUUAUAAUGUUCUGAUUGCUUUUUGUUCAAGUGCUCUUCUUUGUUACUUCUCUACAAUUACAAAGUUCACCCUCAUUAUUAUGUUGUAUUUAUUAUAGGCCAAAUUUCUUGUAGUUCUUUCAAGAUUCUAUGUGAAACAGACACGACGCAUCAAUUACUUUUUAUUUUAUUUUAUUUUUUGCACAAAGUUUAUUGUAAGUGGAAUAGAAUUUGUGAGCUAUUAUGCUAAUGUAGUUUAACAUAAUGAACAUUGUAACCCUGAUAGAGUUGGACUGUGAUUCUUACUGAAAGCACUAAAAUGAAGUUAUUGUGUU
Messenger RNA from Impatiens glandulifera, 5216 nucleotides. RefSeq lists its product as uncharacterized. The record is from RefSeq and is a predicted model, not a curated record. The transcript has 9 exons. Gene Ontology annotation, molecular function: protein binding. Gene Ontology annotation, cellular component: cytoplasm. Bases 190 to 4731 code for a protein of 1513 amino acids. NCBI's taxonomy places the organism in Eukaryota, Viridiplantae, Streptophyta, Magnoliopsida, Ericales, Balsaminaceae.